GUUUCAUGGAUCUCACACUAGAGAGAGACAAAUAAUAUGCUGUUGACAUUUCCAUUCUAACCUUUAUUUUUGAUGCUUGACAUUUGCGGUUGUAGAUGUUUUUUUGGUAGAAGGUGUAUAUUGUUAAAGCAAAAAUAUAAGUCUCCUACAUAUUCAGCUCUAAAUAAAAUUUCAAAAUGUCAGACGAUGAAGAAGUCCAAUACGUUAAGAAAACCAAAACCAUUCACUAUGGAUCUUUGGAAGAAAGUGAGAAAAAUAGGCUUGAGGCUGAAGAGGAAAACAGUAACGAUUCAGAGACCCCAGCGGCCUCAGCAGGGCAAGUCCACGAGUCCACAGCAGAAUAUAUGGAACUUGAAGAUGCUAUGUCUAGAGACAAACAGGCUUUGCUUGAAGAAUUUGAACGUAGGCGCAAGGCUAGAUCGAUCAACGUCUCGACUGAUGACGCUGAAGUGAAAAGAAACCUGAGACAACUAGGAGAACCUAUUUGCUUAUUCGGAGAGGGUCCUGUUGAUAGAAGAAGUAGAUUAAGAGAUAUCCUGAGCAGAAUAGGUGAAGAUGCAGUCAUAAGACGAGAAGCAGAAGAAGAAAGAAAAUUAUUUGAAAAGGAUCAAGAAACUACCUGGUAUCAUGAAGGGCCAGAAUCUCUAAGAAUUGCCAGGCUAUCAAUAGCACAGUAUUCUUUGCCUAGAGCAAAAGCUAGGCUAGAAGAAGCUAGGAGAAUGCUGAACAUUCCUGCGGCUACCAAAACUGCAAAGUUGCAAGAGGUUCAAAAGAGGUUACAGGCCAUGUCCAUAUAUUCUAGUCAAAUUGGAGAUACAAGGCCAAUUUCUUUUUGCGAGUUUAGCCCUAACUCCAAACUUUUGGCUACUGCAUCAUGGAGUGGACUGUGUAAGGUUUGGUCAGUACCAGAUUGUGAGCUGGUUCAGACACUCAAAGGACAUACUUGUAAUGUUGGAGCUAUUGUUUUUCAUCCUAAAGCAACACUGGAUCAAGAAAAAACCAUUUGCAACAUGGCUUCCUGUGCAGCAGACGGUUCUGUCAAACUAUGGGACUUUACAAGUGAAGAACCAAUAGCUGAUAUUGAAGGACAUAUGCCUCACAGGGUUUCAAGGUUGGCUUUCCAUCCUUCAGGAAGAUUCCUGGGAACUUGUUGUUAUGAUAAUUCUUGGAGGUUGUGGGAUCUGGAACAAUGCACUGAAGUACUUCAUCAAGAGGGCCAUGUAAAACCUGUCCAUUGUAUUUCAUUCCAGAUUGAUGGUUCUGUCUGUGCCACUGGAGGUUUGGAUUCAUUUGGCAGAGUGUGGGACCUCAGGACGGGGCGCUGUAUCAUGUUCAUGGAAGGCCACCUAAAAUCCAUCCUAGGCAUUUGCUUCUCGCCGAACGGCUACCACAUCGCUACUGCUAGCGAAGACAACAGCUGCAAGAUUUGGGAUCUAAGAAAACGGUCCGUGCUCUACACCAUCCCAGCUCAUACCAACCUGAUCUCAGACGUGAAGUUCCAGAAAGAAAGCGGGAGUUACCUGGUAACUGCUUCGUAUGACAACACUGUGAAACUAUGGACGAAUAGGACGUGGCAGCCUUUGAAAACCUUGUCAGGGCAUGAUGGAAAAAUUAUGUCAGCGGAUAUCUCGCCUGAUGAUCAGUAUAUUGCUACCAGUUCGUAUGAUAGGACAUUCAAAAUAUGGGCUCCUGAAAAUACAUACUUGCUGUGUCUAAGUUGAGUCUUUCCAUAUGCUUGUCUAUCCAUGUGCGAAAUUUGGCAACAUUGGCGUAUACUCCAGGUACUCCAUGUUGUCCGCAGUCGAUGCCCCAGGCCACAAUUCCAGCUUGGAUGUAGCGUUCUGGACGUAGAGGAUCUGGACAGGCUAGAGGACUACCACCAUCACCAGUACAUGCAUCUCUUCCGUUCUCCCCACCAGCGCACAUGAAGCUCUUGUCAAGUUUGAAGAAUCGCCCCAACCGAGUCUUCCUUAAGCUUGCCUGGCACUGUUGGAACUCUA
This is a messenger RNA of Acanthoscelides obtectus, 2000 nucleotides long. The record is from the annotation of a GenBank genome assembly. Lineage: Eukaryota; Metazoa; Arthropoda; Insecta; Coleoptera; Chrysomelidae.